Messenger RNA from Oryza sativa Japonica Group (Japanese rice), 3359 nucleotides. Its product is annotated as probable WRKY transcription factor 58. Gene Ontology annotation, biological process: regulation of DNA-templated transcription. The record is from RefSeq and is a predicted model, not a curated record. Lineage: Eukaryota; Viridiplantae; Streptophyta; Magnoliopsida; Poales; Poaceae. Gene Ontology annotation, molecular function: sequence-specific DNA binding; DNA-binding transcription factor activity.
CCAUAGUCUAAAAGACAAUGGAAGACAUACUCUACCUAGUAACAAAAGGUGACUUUCUGUCUCAAAAAACAACGUCAUAGGGAUAUAUAUGUGAUAUGGAUGGAGUGAUGUUACAAAGGCAUACUCCUACCUCUGUGACUGCUGUUACCAUCACGACAUUCUAGGGUCUACCAUAUGAUAUGGAUGGAACAUAAAGGUGAUUUAACUCCCUGGAAGGAAACCUCUGUUGGUAAUCCAGGAAUAUUUUACUCUACAAUAACCGUGUUCUUGCUUCUGUCUUGUAGUACUCCAGUGAAAAGAGAUAUACAGCUAGAAAUUACUAAAGAAUUAGAUGUCUCUAAUCAAGGAAUUAAUGUGUAAUACUUGUUUGGCCACCAAUGGCGCCAGCAAACCGCGUGGAAAGAUCUUUACAUAGAGCUGGAGAAAGCUGCUGUUUAUCAAAGAAAUGAAAUAUGGUAUUUGACCAUGAUGGUUGCAAAAAUAUACUUUUGCCAACAGUUUGAAAGAAACGUGUAGCAUUAUAAAACUGCCUUGGGGGUUAGUGCGAUACAUGUAUAUAUCUCAUAUUAUAAAUGUGCCAAGACAUUCCACUGGCUAAGAGAUACUGGUGAGGUUAUAUAUAUAGCGUGCACAAGAUGGAGAUUUUUUUUUUUAAUCUUGCCUCAAAUCCUCAAUGUUGUAGAGAGGAUUACACUUGUAAGUUUUUGGCUUUUGCAUUUGAUCCUAUGAGAACCAAUUGGUCCACGUUGUGCAAUGCCCCUCCACAAUUAUCCCCCACACACAGCUCCCAAAUCUCUGUUCUUGAGAAAAUAAUGCUGCUUAAUUAGUUGUACACAGCAGGCAGAGGAUGCAGCUAAUCUUCCAGAUAAUCAAACUGUAAACUUAAAAGCUAGCUUAAGCUAAUAUAGGAACCCCAUAUGUCACAUCGUUGAAGAGGCUCUCAAGUCUCAAACCUCAUCAUCAUCUUCGUCGCCGUGUCGGCGACCAUGGCCGGACACCUGAUCUGAGCAAUGCCAAUCGUGUCGCCGGUGAAGGAGAAGGCGGCGAUCGCUUUCGACGCCGGCGAGUAGCCGCCGUCACCGCCGCCGCGAUCGAUCGAGCAAAGUCACCGGAGGAAGGAGACAGCUUCCGUUGGUUUUGGAAAUAUUCAGCUCAAGCAGUUGGAGCGAGUCAGUCCAAUCCCAACACAUCUCGCUCGGAUCCCCUCUCUUGGUCGGCAGCCGUCGUUGUCAUCGAUCGGGAGGCGUUGCCAUUGCACGUUUCAGCUUGUUUUUGUCGCUUAGUAGAAGCAAAGGAAGCUAACGCGGGCGGCGGCGGUGGCAAUGGCCGAUCGGCGCCGCAGCGACGGCGGCGGCGGCAUGCAGCAGCAGCCGUUCACGUCGCCGGGGCAGGAGAGGGUGUUCGACGGCGGCGGUGUUCCUGGGCAGGUGGCGGCGCCGUAUGGGAGUGAUUUUGAUCAGAGCUCUUACAUGGCGCUUCUCGCCGCCGGCGCCGUCGGCGUCGGCGUCGGGGUCCAGCCGACGGCGGCGCCGUGGGCUGUCGAAGAGGACGUCGCCGCGGCGCCUCCUGGGAUUAGCUUGGCACCUCAGUUCUCCAUGGCGAACUAUGCGCCGCCGCCGUCGUACCAACACCCUGCAACCCUCGUCUCCCCGCCGCUCGCCGCCGGCCUCCACCCCUACCCGCCGUAUCUCCACGGAGUCGACGCGCCACCGCCGCAAUGGCCUCCACGACCGGCGCCGCCGCCCAGCUUCAGCGUCCUCGACCUCGCCGCCGCGGCUGCUCCGCACGAGCAGCGCCACAGCAUGCAACAGCUGCUCCUCCGCGCCGCGGCGUUCGGCGGCGGCAUGCACGCGGCGGCGGCGCCGGCGCCGGCGGCCGCCGCCGCCAUCGAGCAGCCGGCGAAGGACGGGUACAAUUGGCGCAAGUACGGGCAGAAGCAGCUCAAGGACGCCGAGUCGCCGCGGAGCUACUACAAGUGCACCCGCGACGGCUGCCCCGUGAAGAAGAUCGUCGAGCGCUCGUCCGACGGCUGCAUCAAGGAGAUCACCUACAAGGGCCGGCACAGCCACCCCCGUCCCGUCGAGCCCCGCCGCGGCGGCGCCGCCAGCAGCAGCAGCUCCGCCAUGGCCGCCGGUACUGAUCACAAUGCCGGCGCCGCCGCGGACGACGCCGCCGCCGCCGACGAGGACGACCCCAGCGAUGACGACGACACGUUGUUGCACGAGGACGACGACGACGGCGAGGAAGGGCAUGACAGGGGUGUAGAUGGCGAGGUGGGGCAAAGGGUGGUGAGGAAGCCCAAGAUCAUAUUGCAGACUCGCAGCGAGGUUGAUCUGCUCGACGACGGCUACCGGUGGCGCAAGUACGGCCAGAAAGUUGUCAAGGGCAACCCACGACCAAGGAGCUACUACAAGUGCACGGCGGACGGCUGCAACGUGCGGAAGCAGAUCGAGAGGGCGUCGGCCGAUCCCAAGUGCGUCCUGACGACGUACACCGGCCGCCACAACCACGACCCGCCGGGGAGGCCGCCCGCCGCCGCUAACCUUCAGAUGCCUGGCCCGGCGGCCAUGAGGUUGGCCGGCGGUGGCACGGCUCAUCAGCAACCGAGCGGCGGCGCUCACCAGAUGAAAGAGGAGACAUAGCCGGGAGGAUGAAUUAACACACUCCUGUGUUGCACGGAUGCUUCUGUCUGGUGAUCUCUGUGUUUUCUUUUUCGCUGUGUGAAUAAUAAUAGAGAUGAAUGGUGAUUGAUUCUUUAAUUUGGGCAGAUUUUCCUGCCGGCUAGUUGUUGUUGUUGUUGUUGUUCGUCUUCUUUUUUUUUCGCGAAUACGCAAAAAGGCUUGCGUAUUAUGAUGGCUAGUUGUUGCUGUUCAUCAUGAUUGAUUAGAUGUCAGUUGUUUUUCUAGGGAGGCUGACAUGUUGGUUCUGGCUGCAGUUUGUCUGUGGCUGCUUCUUGGCUUUGCUUUUUAAUGGUUUGUACAGUAACUCUGUAUAUUUGUUGUUUUCCCUUGCAUUUUUCAAUGGAAAGAUGCUAGGGUUAGAGUGGUGGCUUUAACAUCACCACUGUAAAUUGUAAAUGGUUUCAGAAUGCAAGCUUUUUUUUUCUUUUUGAGGAAAAGUUUCAGAAUGCAAGUUAUUCGAUCAGCUGAAAAUUAGAUAAUGGAUUAGUGAAAAGUACAGCUUCUCACUGCAGAAUGCUCCUGUUGUCAUUCUUUGGCAAAUAAAUGAGUAUUUACACGAUGUUUAUGCAGCUUAAUGCAUAAAUUUGUGUUAGUUUCUACUCCACUCUCCCGAUUUGUACAGAUCUCUCUCUCUCUCUCUCUCUCUCUCUCUCUCUCUCUCUCUCUCUCUCAAAGUUA